Alligator sinensis (Chinese alligator) is the source of this 2154-nucleotide messenger RNA. RefSeq names its product sorting nexin 11 (gene SNX11). Gene Ontology annotation, molecular function: phosphatidylinositol binding. The record is from RefSeq and is a predicted model, not a curated record. Lineage: Eukaryota; Metazoa; Chordata; Crocodylia; Alligatoridae. The coding region runs from base 695 to 1396 and encodes 233 amino acids. Gene Ontology annotation, biological process: intracellular protein transport. The transcript is spliced from 10 exons.
CAGGCGGCGCCGCUUCGCCUGCUUAAAGGGGCCGCGUCGCUGGAGUGUCCUGUGGGAAGAGUGCAAACUUGAACCCGCCAUGGUGUAAUCAGCCCACAGCAGUGGUGUGAUGAUCAGCCUUUAGCAAAACCUCAAUUAUCCAGAUUUGUCCAGGAGCUGCUGUUACUGGGAACAAGAGCAGGAACUGCAAACCUCUUACUUCAGAAGCAUUUAAUGGCACAUCAAAUCAACUGACACCGGCCAGUAGGACUUAGAAUUGCCAAAGGGCUGCAACAAAGGAAGUGGUUUGUGUGAUGGUUGUGGUUUAACAGCCACAAAACUGUGGCAUGCAACUCUGCUUGAACUCAGAAGAGACAGUUUGGGUUCAUGUUUUGUUCCUGAAGAAUCAAGGACUAGACAAGUUGCCUGUCAUCACAAAUCAUUUAUAGACUUGGAUGAUCACAUCACAUCUGAGAGCUACAGUUGGUGGGCCCUAUACAAACAGUUCUGUUUCUGGCUAGAAAUGUAGCCCUGCUGCCCAGACAUCUAUCACAGCAAGGUUACAAGUUACUUUGGGAAGCGGCAAAUCUAAAAGGCCCCUGGAACAGGUUGGAAGUCCAGGGAGCUGAUGUCCCUGCCUCUGUCUCUUUCCAAGGAACAGUGAUGGAGUUCACGUGCAGUGCAAAGAUGCUUCCCUUUGCGUUUAGGCUGUAGGAUGUUGGAGAAUCACGAGGAAGAAACCAACAGCAAAGCUUUCACUGCCAAGACAUCUUGUGUGCGCAGACGCUACCGGGAGUUCGUGUGGCUGAGGAAGCAGCUUCAGAAAAAUGCUGGCUUAGUGCCUGUCCCAGAGCUGCCUGGAAAAUCCACAUUCUUCGUGGGCAGCGCUGAUGAGUUCAUUGAGAAGCGGAGACGAGGGCUCCAGCAGUUCCUAGAGAAAGUUGUACAAAAUGUGGUCCUCCUGUCGGACAGCCAGCUGCACCUCUUCCUGCAGAGUCAGCUGUCUGUGCCUGAGAUUGAAGCAUGCAUGCGGGGCCAGAGUCCUCUGACAGUUACCGAGGCCAUACUCCACUAUGCUUUGUCCAACUGUGGUUGGGUGCAGGAAGAAGAUGGCUGCUCUGCUGUCCUGACUAGGGGAAACCUCCACGGCAGCUGCUCUGGGUUGGAAAGUCUCUGUGGUCGGGGCUGCCUCGUGUCCUUCCCACAGUGGUGUGACUUUGGCAUGGAAGACAAGAAUGUGGAGAGUCUGGAUGCUCCUGCCAAGUCACUGCCUGAGCUGCUGGAGACAGACUUCCAGAUAUGGUUUGAAAAGGUUCCAGCCUCAGCAAGGCAGUCAGGAUGUACUGGGAAGCCUAAAGGAGCAGCAGCUGUUGCUGGACCCAGAGCUUGUCAGGACCUACGUGCAAAAUUUAAAUGACUAAAUUAUAAUAUCAGCGCCUUUUGCACAAGAAUGUAAACUUGUGACUGGGACCACCUGAAACAUAACAAUAAAGUUAAUCCCAUCUCUGGCUUUGGUAUCAAGUACACCCUAUGCCCAACUACACUAAAUUGAUUAUGAAUAAAUUCCCCUUUCAAAAUGAUUGCCUCUCCCUUGUUAUCACAUUCGUCACCAAUCUAGGUAUCUGUGCCAGUUGGAAAAUAUUUUGGGAUCUGCCCUGUUAUAACAAUGACCUAUACAGUGCCUUACAAUUCAUGGUCUAAGGUGCUCAGUUCAAGUAAUCAAGUCCUACUGCAAUUAAUGGAGUAGUAAACCUCCAGCUUAGGGUGCUGGGCUCGAGCAAUCAAACCAUACUAUAGUUAAGCAAAUAAGAAACCUCCAGAGCAAUCAAGGGUUUUUGUGCACAUCAGUUUCACCCACAACAACCAGAGAUGGAUCCAAAAGGCUAACAUUUACAACACAACCAAAGGACAACGACCCUCCACCCUGUCAGCUUUGUCUUGACCCUCAUCUUCAACCCAUCAAGAAAAUAUGCUUUGAAGAAACAGUAUAAAGCAAGACAGAACUGCCAGCAAGGUGCGUGCAGUCCAGGGAAGACCAAGAAGCCAUCCUGCCACCCAGCCAACAAGCGAAGGAUCCAUGCGUUGAGGCUGUACAAGAACUGCUGCCUGCCUGCAUUGGGUAAAGAUCUCUUUGCAGCUAAGACAAUACUAGGACUAAUAGCUCAUUUUAUAUUG